UACGAUCAGUUACAGAUUGAGGGUAAUGCAUUGGCUGCAUCAAUGCAUUAUGUAAUCUCUCUAGUACUUUUAUUCAAUAUUACCUUCAACUAUGUGAUGACGAUCGUCACACCACCAGGUCAAUCGCCCAGGGAGGCCGACUACACUCCCGAGCAACUAGACGCCUUUGAUCAAAUCAGAGUCAUCAAGAAAUCAGAGAGCUUCUCAAAGUUCUGCAUCAAAUGUCGAUUACCAAAGACAGAGAGAGCACAUCAUUGUUCAUUAUGUAAUACAUGUGUGUUAAGAAUGGAUCAUCAUUGCCCUUGGGUCAACAACUGUGUUGGACUGAGGAAUCAUAGGUACUUCUUCCUCUUUUUGCUGUAUCUCUGGGUGUCAUGCUUGUACGUGUGCGCCAUGUCCUAUCCCUAUGUGUUCACAUCAAAGUUCAUUCCAUUUGGCGCGCUGAUGACCUUUGUUCUGACACUGACCGUGUCGCUGGCACUGGGCGGCCUAAUGGCCUGGCAGUUCUACCUGCUCAUCACCAAUCAGACAACAAUCGAAUUCCUUCACAAUCGAACUCAAGCGAGACGAGCUAAAGCGCGUGGAGAAGUAUACAAGAACCCACACGACAAUGGAUACUUCAACAACUUCCAAGACUUCUUUGGUGGCCAUGGUAGGAGUUGGUGGAUGUUUGCAGUGCCCUCGCUUCAGCCACCCGACAGCUCAAAGAAGAAGGACGAU
Messenger RNA from Acytostelium subglobosum LB1, 720 nucleotides. RefSeq lists its product as hypothetical. The transcript has 2 exons. Lineage: Eukaryota; Evosea; Eumycetozoa; Acytosteliales; Acytosteliaceae. The record is from RefSeq and is a predicted model, not a curated record. The annotation marks the transcript as partial. Gene Ontology annotation, molecular function: palmitoyltransferase activity.